Lotus japonicus is the source of this 519-nucleotide messenger RNA. RefSeq lists its product as uncharacterized. The record is from RefSeq and is a predicted model, not a curated record. Gene Ontology annotation, molecular function: DNA binding. The transcript is spliced from 2 exons. The coding region runs from base 11 to 412 and encodes 133 amino acids. NCBI's taxonomy places the organism in Eukaryota, Viridiplantae, Streptophyta, Magnoliopsida, Fabales, Fabaceae.
ACCUCAUGUUAUGACUGCUAACCCACCGCUUGCUAUAAAUUAUGAUGUACUGAGCAACUCUUCUUCCACAAGUCCAAAAAUUCCAAUAGAAGCUAAUUGGAUUCUCUAUCCAUGUUUCUUCACUUGCAAAGUCUCACAAAACCAAGUCUCUGGAAGUCAGCUAAAUGUUCCUGUGCAUGUUUAUGAAUAUCUCCGCGACACACAAGCUUACAAAUGGACUUUGAGAGGACCUACUGGGAUGCAGGUGGAAUGUUCUAUCCUUGGCGUGCCUCAGAGAAAGUAUGCCAAGUUUGGUAGGGGUUGGAAGUCGUUCUGCACCUCACAUGAUUUAAAAGCUGGAGAUGUGUUGUCAUUUUUCCUAACCAGUGAAGUUCUCGCUUUUGUUGAUGUUUUAAUCCACGACAAGAAGUGAAACAAUGCUGUUGUACGUUUUUUAUUAACUUCCUGGUUGUAUUAAUUUGUUUGACUGUUUCUAUCAAGUAUUGGACAAAUGUUCUAUUUUAAUUAAUUUUUAUGGCA